AUGAGGGCUGCCUUUGCAGGGAGUGCUGCCUUCGCAAGGGGUGGUGCCUUCGCAAGGAGUGCUACCUUCGCGAGGAGUGCUGCCUUCGCGAGGAGUGCUGCCUUCGCAAGGAGUGCUGCCUUCGCAAGGAGUGCUGCCUUCACAAGGAGUGCUGCCUUCGCAAUGAGGGCUACCUUUGCAGGGAGUGCUGCCUUCGCAAGGGGUGGUGCCUUCGCAAGGAGUGCUGCCUUCGCAAGGAGUGGUGCCUUCGCAAGGAGUGCUGCCUUCACAAGGAGUGUUGCCUUCGCAAUGAGGGCUGCCUUUGCUGGGAGUGCUGCCUUCGCAAGGGGUGGUGCCUUCGCAAGGAGUGCUGCCUUUGCAAGGAGUGCUGCCAUCGCUAGGAGUGCUGCUUUCGCAAUGAGGGCUGCCUUCGCAGGGAGUGAUGCCUUUGCAGGGAGUGCUGCCUUCGCAAGGAGUGAAGCCUUCGUAAGGAGUGCUGCCUUCGCAGGGAGUGCUGCAUCCGCAAGGAGUGCUGCCUUCGCAAGGUGUGCUGCCUACGCAAGGAGUGCUGCCUUUGCAAGGAGCACUGCCAUCGCAAGGAGUGCUGCCUUCGCUAGGAGUGCUACCUUCGCAAGGAGGGCUGCCUUCGCAAAGAGGGAGUACUGCCUUUGCAACGAGUGCUGCCUUCCAAUGAGUGCUGCCUUUGCAAGGAGUGCUGCCUUCGCAAGGAGUGCUGCCUUCGCAAGGAGUGCUGCCUUCGCAAGUAGUGCUGCCUUCGCAACGAGGGCUGCCUUUGUAGGGAGUGCUGUCUUCGCAAGGGGUUUUGCCUUAGCCAGGAGUGCUGCCUUUGCAAGGAGUGCUGCCUUCGCAAGGAGUGCAGCCUUCACAAGGAGUGCUGCCUUCGCAAGGAGUGCAGCCUUCGCAAGGAGUGCUGCCUUUGAACAGAGUGCUGCCUUUGCAGGGAGUGCUGCCUUUGCACAAAGUGCUGCCUCCGCAAGGAGUGCUGCCUUUUCAUGGACUGUAGCCUUCGCAAGGAGUGCUGCCUUUGCAACGAUUGCUGCCUUCGCAAGGAGUGCUGCCUUUGCUAGGAGUGCUGCCUUCGCCUGGAGUGCUGCCUUCGCAGGGAGUGCUGCCUACGCAGGGAGUGCUGCCAUCGCAAGGAGAGCUGCUUUCACAAGGAUGUGCUGCCUUCGCAAGGAGGGCUGCCUUCGCAGGGAGUGCUGCCUACGCGGGGAGUGCUGCCUUCGCAAGGAGUACUGCCUUCGUGAGGAGUGCUGCCUUCGCAAGGAGUGCUGCCUUCGCAAGGAGUGCUGCCUUCGCAAGGGGUGGUGCCUUCGCAAGGAGUGCUGCCUUCGCAAGGAGUGCUGCCUUCGCAAGGAGUGCUGCCUUCGCAAGGAGUGCUGCCUUCACAAGGAGUGCUGCCUUCGCAAUGAGGGCUGCCUUCGCUGGGAGUGUUGUCUUCGCAAGGAGGGCUGCCUUCGAGAGGAGGGCUGCCUUCGCAGGGAGUGCUGCCUUCGCAAGGGGUAA
Molecule: messenger RNA, 1506 nt
Organism: Schistocerca cancellata (South American locust)
Lineage: Eukaryota; Metazoa; Arthropoda; Insecta; Orthoptera; Acrididae
Exons: 2
Coding region: 1-1506 (501 amino acids)
Source: RefSeq, a predicted model, not a curated record